AUGGCAGAGACGACCCCAAAAAUCAAGAUUAUGGCGGGUGCCACGCCAGACCUAUCUGCAGCUACAUUCCAAAUUUUCGACGAGUCGCAUACGAUUGGAAAUGCUCUACGGUGGAUGAUCAUGAAAAACCCGAAGGUGGAGUUUUGUGGAUAUAGCGUGCCCCAUCCUUCCGAAAACCUCAUUCAGCUACGAAUACAGAUGUAUGAUGGACUCUCGUCCUUGAAUGCGCUCCUUGAAGCACUGACAAAUCUUGAUGCCGUAUGUGAGACCGUCGAAAAAAAGUAUCACGCAAGUCUUGCUACGAAUGACUAUGAGCGAUGGGAGGAGAGGAGCUAG
Messenger RNA from Suillus bovinus, 336 nucleotides. Its product is annotated as DNA-directed RNA polymerase. The transcript has 5 exons. Gene Ontology annotation, biological process: DNA-templated transcription. Gene Ontology annotation, cellular component: RNA polymerase I complex; RNA polymerase III complex. Lineage: Eukaryota; Fungi; Basidiomycota; Agaricomycetes; Boletales; Suillaceae. Bases 1 to 336 code for a protein of 111 amino acids. Gene Ontology annotation, molecular function: protein dimerization activity; DNA-directed RNA polymerase activity; DNA binding. The record is from RefSeq and is a predicted model, not a curated record.